Styela clava is the source of this 1002-nucleotide messenger RNA. NCBI's taxonomy places the organism in Eukaryota, Metazoa, Chordata, Ascidiacea, Stolidobranchia, Styelidae. The record is from RefSeq and is a predicted model, not a curated record.
ACAAAUACAAAUUAAAAAAUGUUCUAUAUAACUUCAAGAUAAAGGAUUUGAAGCAGAACCAAUUAGAGUUCUUUUAAACUCGCUACACAUAUCAUACAUCCCGUCUAUUACGCAGUUUGCUAUGACUCUUCCUGAGUAAUCGACAUUAUCAAAUAUAUACAAAGCAUAUUAUGUGACCUGGUCAUAUAUGAUUUUAGUACAAAGUGCAGUUUUUUAUAUAAUUAGUAACAUUAUCCAUUUAAAUUGAUGCCUAUAUUUUGCGUUGGCUAAUAAAUAAUUUAUUAAUUUUUAGUGGCCUGCUCUCUUGGAGGUAAAGCUGAACCAAUUAGAGAUAGCAGCAGUGAGUCGUCUUUGACUGACAAUGAAAAAGAUAGCAGCAGUGAGUCAUCUGACGAAGAACGUGGAGGCGUCGUUGCGGAAAACAUUCCAGAAGGAAGAGGAUCAAGUUAUCAGGCUAGCAAUCGUAUCAUGACUGAUAAGCAUGGACAAACAUCAGUUAAAUACGACGAGGAAGGCGAGAGAAUGGAAAUUGAUUAUGUCGAUGACGAAGAUCAUCCAUUCAUGACCCCGGGCGAAGAAGAUAAUGAUGAUACUUCGCAUGAUAAUCGUCAGCAACCUCGAGGUCCCGAACGUGAAGGACCGCAGGUUGAAGAACCACAUCGCGACGAACAAGAAAAUAAAGAAGAAGAUGAAGGUACUGUCGUCACUGUGGUUCGAGAUGACGACGACGAACAUCAAAGAAAGGCGUUCAAGUCCAGGGAAGAGGAAAAAAAGAAGUAAUGAACGAUUGAAUGAAUUUUCAAUCACAUAUCAUCUUAUUGGAUUUUUUAGUUAUCAAAUAUACGUGUUUGAACUAGCAAUGAUAGAAUGAAUUUUAAAUAACAUAUCGUUGUACAUAAUUUUAGGUUUUGAAUAUACGCGUUGAUAUGAUCGAAUGAAUUAUAUAUCAUCUUAUUGAAAUUUUGGGUUAUUAAAUAUACGCUUCAAACUAGCAAAAUAUAA